ACUGCUUUCAUCCAGGCAGCAUUGUGCCACCACAUGCAGCCCGGGCGCAAUUCGACAGUCAAUCGGAGCGCAGGACUUGUCUCGACGGGACACGUACUGAUAUCCUGGAUACUAUCUUCACCUGGGCAGCCAAUCGACAUCCGCCUGGCGACGCAGCCAAACCCGCCGAAAGCUCCGCCUGGCUCCAGUCCAGUAUCCUCUGGCUCAACGGCCUGCCUGGCACGGGCAAGACAACGAUCUCGUGCACCAUCGCAAAGCAACUUCAUGCUCGCCGUAUGUUAGGCGCAAGCUUCUUCUGCUCUCGAUCCGAUGCCGAUUGCAGUAAUGCUUCGAUGAUUGUCACCACCAUCGCCUACCGCCUCGGACUGUUCUACGAACCUUACAAGGACCGAACCACAGAGAUACUCAGGAAGGAUCCCGAUCUCGUAGACUCUCAGGUGUCGCGUCAAUUCGAAGAGCUCAUACUACAGCCACUGACGCUCCUCCGUGACGCUUUCCCUCCAUGUGUCGUGGUGAUCGAUGCACUCGACGAGUGUCAACAGCCUCAAGUCACCUCCACGAUUUUAUCUACCCUGCUGAAGCAUGCAGAGAGCCUCUCGCCACUGCUAUUCUUCGUCACCAGCCGACCUGAGCGGGACAUUGUCGCCACAUUUGACGAUCCUAACUACCGCGAUUCAUUCGGCAAGCUCCUCCUACACGCGAUCGAAUUGCAGCCCGUCACCACCGCAGACAUCAAGCGGUAUCUUACCGUGUCCCUGUCAGAGGCCAGGCGGUACUUUUGUCUGUCGGAGCACUGGCCCAGCGAUGCCGAUAUCGAGACACUCAGCAAGAUAGCCUGCGGCCUGUUCAUCUUUGCCGCGACCGCCGUCAAGUUCAUUAGGGACCGUCACUACAGUGACCCAAUUGGACAGCUAAAAAUGCUCACGUCCGCCGCAAACUCACACGGCUCCCAUCAGCUGCUUGACCAGCUAUACUUACAAGUGCUCGAAAAGACCCUCGCCAACAUGUCGGCGAGUCUGUCAGAACGACUCCAGACGAUCCUUGGCUCGGUCGCCGUCAUCAGGGAUCCUCUUUCCCCAUCCGCCCUCUCGCGACUACUCGGUCUUUCCACUGACACCGUGUGCAGCUCCCUCGUCGGUCUUCACUCUGUCCUCGUCGUACCGGAUAAUCAAGAGUCUAGGGGAAAUAUCCGUAUCAUCCACCCGACCUUCCCCGAGUUCCUGCUCGACCCGAGCCGCUGCACAAACCGUGCAUUCACCAUCAACUCGCGGCGGCAGAACACGCUCCUGCUACGCAAGUGUCUCGAUGCGCUGAAGGAGCUGAAGCGAGACAUUUGCGACAUCCGGGACCCAUCGCUGCUCAACGCUGAGGUUCUCGGCCUGCUGGGCCGGAUGGAGAGCGCGAUCCCGGCACACCUGCGGUAUGCAUGUCGGCAUUGGUGCACUCGUCUACUCAACGGCGAGCUGUUGGACGAGAUCCUGGACAUGCUUCUUUAAUUUGUACAAAGGCAGCUGCUACACUGGGUUGAGGCCUGCAGCCUUCUUGGAUUGUUGAGGGACGUCAUCUCAGGCAUCAACGAGGUCCAGCAGAAGCUCAGGGUGAGUGCACCUUGC
Phanerochaete carnosa HHB-10118-sp is the source of this 1613-nucleotide messenger RNA. RefSeq lists its product as uncharacterized. The transcript has a single exon. The record is from RefSeq and is a predicted model, not a curated record. Bases 333 to 1496 code for a protein of 387 amino acids. Lineage: Eukaryota; Fungi; Basidiomycota; Agaricomycetes; Polyporales; Phanerochaetaceae.